This is a messenger RNA of Lathyrus sativus (Indian pea), 231 nucleotides long. The record is from the annotation of a GenBank genome assembly. Lineage: Eukaryota; Viridiplantae; Streptophyta; Magnoliopsida; Fabales; Fabaceae.
AUGAGAUCACGAGACCAAGCCAGUUCACAUCCUCUUCUCUUGGUCUUCGAGUGCUGGGACCCUAUCUUCUCUCGCUCGAUUGGGCGCUACUUGCCUAUUGACAGAAGUCAUCUCCGAAAAAGUCUUCGUGCUCAACUCGCUUUGUUUGUUGAUGUCACAAGGGCUGGAAGAGGAAUUGCCCGAUUCGAUGUUGGAGCUGCGGAGCUUCCUUACCUUACCAAUGAAGCCUGA